Messenger RNA from Penicillium olsonii, 1209 nucleotides. The record is from the annotation of a GenBank genome assembly. Lineage: Eukaryota; Fungi; Ascomycota; Eurotiomycetes; Eurotiales; Aspergillaceae.
AUGUCUUUUCGCAAGCGCAAUAUUGGUCUUUCCCCUGGGGUUGACCGCAAUGCAGUCCCUAAUACCGCACAGCCCGCACCAGAGAGCACACCGGGAAUCCGCCCCUCACCCGACGAUGGACGACCAACGACUUCGACAGGCACGCGAUCUCUUGACAAUCUUCUUGCAGGCCAUGCAGGAUUGCCAAUGGGAAAACUACUGUUCAUUGAAGAAAACGGAACGACAGACUUUGCGGGCGCAUUGCUACGAUACUACGCGGCAGAGGGAGUGAUUCAAGACCAAAAGAUUCAUGUGGUUGGAGUGCCAGAGCAGUGGGGUCGAACCUUGCCUGGACUGAUCGGUUCAGCGGAGUCUCUUGAUGAGAAGAGAUCCGACCGGCGCAAAGAUGACCGAAUGAAAAUAGCAUGGCGAUAUGAAAGAUUGGGCGAAUUCGGCGCAGUCGCUGGAUCGCGCGAUGGUGAGUCUCGAGAACCCCAAGCUUUGAGCUUCAAUAUGUUGAUGAAGAUAGCACCUUCCACCCCCGGAGAGCAGGAUCCAAAUGCAAAGGAAGCUCCCGCCUUCUGCCAUGCGUUCGAUUUAACUAAACGCCUCACCCACCCAUCUAUCACAAACAUGUCCUUCAUUCCACUUCUGCCCUCCAAAGAAUCGCCAUUUGCCGCCAUCCUCAAACGACUCCAAACCGCCAUUGCGUCCAGUAACGCAAGUACCGUCCAUCGAAUUGUUAUCCCUUCUCUGCUCAACCCAACAAUGUACCCGCCGGAAUCUUCCCAACCCGAGGUUGUGCUCCAGUUCCUACACGCACUCAAGGCGUUGAUGAGUGCACACGCGAACCGCGUGACCGCAAUGAUAACUUUCCCAUUGUCCCUGUUCCCACGUUCAUCAGGGCUGGUUCGCUGGAUUGAGCUCCUCAGUGACGGUGUAAUUGAGCUCUGCCCGUUCCCACACUCUGCAGAUGCCACAGCUACCUCGGGGGCAGCCACAUCCCAGGAAGAGCCCCCACAAGGUAUGCUCAAGACCCAUCGUCUACCAGUCCUGCAUGAACGAGGCGGCGGAAGCGAUCAGAACGUCGGGCAGGAUUGGGCGUUCAUUCUGAGCCGUCGGCGAUUCGAGAUCAAACCAUUCAGUCUGCCGCCGGCCGAGGGGGACACCGAAGCUCAGGAUACGGCGGCAGCGGGAGGAAUGCCCAAGAAGUCUGAUCUUGAAUUUUGA